AUGGCUUACAGGGUCAGCACCGUUUGCAUUAUAGCCGUUCUCCUCCUCUCCUUCACUUUGACCUAUGCUGCCCGGCCGGAGCCAACCUUCGCUGAUGUAACUCCGAUGGACAAUCUACAUGGGGAUAAUGCUGAAGUGGAGACAGUUCAGAUGGAAGAGAGCUGUGAAGGAGUUGGAGAAGAGGAGUGUUUGAUGAGAAGAACACUUACAGCUCAAAUUGAUUAUAUAUACACACAGAAACACAAGCCAUGA
Messenger RNA from Dovyalis caffra, 252 nucleotides. The record is from the annotation of a GenBank genome assembly. NCBI's taxonomy places the organism in Eukaryota, Viridiplantae, Streptophyta, Magnoliopsida, Malpighiales, Salicaceae.